AUGAGAAACCACACAGCAAUAACCACGUUCAUUCUCCUGGGAUUUACUGAUGACCCACAACUCCAGAAAAUAAUUUUUGUAUCUCUACUUAUUGCCUACCUGUUGAGUAUAACUGGAAACAUGACCAUCAUCCUCCUCGUGUUAGUGGAUAACCACCUUAAAACUGCCAUGUACUAUUUUCUCCAAAAUUUUUCCUUUCUAGAAAUUUCAUUCACUUCUGCCUGCAUUCCUAAAUUCUUGUAUAGUCUGUCAACAGGCGACAGGACCAUUACCUAUAAUGAUUGUCUAAGCCAAAUAUUUUUUGUAUAUGUGUUUGUAAUAACACAAUUUUUUCUCCUGACGGUCAUGUCCUAUGACCGGUACGUGGCCAUCUGCAAACCCCUGCACUAUGUGACCAUCAUGAACCGCAGGGUCUGCAAAAUGCUUGUCUUCUGCUGCUGGGUGACUGCUUUGUUAAUGGUAAUACCACUGUUUUUUUUGUUACUGGGCCUGGAAUUCUGUGACUCCAAUGCCAUCGACCACUUUGCCUGUGAUGUUAACCCCCUGAUAAAGAUCUCAUGUUCAGAUACUGUGCUCUUAGAGCAGAUGGUCAUUAUCUGCUCGGUGUUGAUCUUCAUCCUGACUCUCGUGUGUGUGGUUUUGUCCUAUGUUUAUAUCGUCAGAACAAUCCUGAGGUUCCCGUCAGCUCAGCAAAGGAAGAAGGCGUUUUCCACCUGCUCGUCCCACAUGAUUGUGCUUUCUAUCUCCUACGGCAGCUGCAUCUUUGUCUACACCAAACCUUCAGCAAAAGAUGACAUGACCAUGAAUAAGGGGAUCACACUACUAAAUACUUCCAUUUCCCCCAUGUUGAACCCAUUUAUUUAUACUCUGAGGAACAAGCAAGUGAUUCAAGCCUUUAAUGACUUAAUAAAAAAAUUGUACUAUUCUGAAGGAAUUAGGGGAAUGUUGAAGUAA
Messenger RNA from Condylura cristata (star-nosed mole), 954 nucleotides. RefSeq names its product olfactory receptor 6C2-like. Gene Ontology annotation, molecular function: olfactory receptor activity; G protein-coupled receptor activity. Bases 1 to 954 code for a protein of 317 amino acids. The transcript has a single exon. Gene Ontology annotation, biological process: G protein-coupled receptor signaling pathway. The record is from RefSeq and is a predicted model, not a curated record. Lineage: Eukaryota; Metazoa; Chordata; Mammalia; Eulipotyphla; Talpidae. Gene Ontology annotation, cellular component: membrane.